This is a messenger RNA of Carcharodon carcharias (great white shark), 3395 nucleotides long. It is a transcript of the gene cd247, whose product is annotated as CD247 molecule. The coding region runs from base 198 to 668 and encodes 156 amino acids. The transcript is spliced from 8 exons. NCBI's taxonomy places the organism in Eukaryota, Metazoa, Chordata, Chondrichthyes, Lamniformes, Lamnidae. Gene Ontology annotation, molecular function: transmembrane signaling receptor activity. Gene Ontology annotation, cellular component: membrane. The record is from RefSeq and is a predicted model, not a curated record. Gene Ontology annotation, biological process: cell surface receptor signaling pathway.
UUUCAGUAAUGCACAUGAGUAAGAUGCAAGUUGAUAUAUUCCAUCACAAUUACGUUGAACACUGGAUUGUAAUUAGUUGGAGUUAUUUCUGAGUUCAUAACUGAAGAAUAGAGUAGUCAAGUUAAAGCUAACGUAAGAGCUGGUACAUAAAAGGAUUCUGUGAAAGAUAUAGUUCAGUCAUUUCAGAUGCUGAAGUUAUGAGCCUGAAUGACCCUAAGUUGUGUUAUAUUCUGGAUGGAAUUCUCUUUGUGUAUGGGAUUAUAGUCACUGGUCUCUACCUUAAACUGAGGCUGUCAAAGGCAAAAGAUAAACAUGAAGAUAUUCCUGCAAACCAAAUGAACAUAGAAGAUCAAUAUCAACCCUUGCAGAAGAAUGAUCAAGAUAGCUAUUCGCACCUCAGACUGAAGAACAGGAACCAGGACACAGAGACUGGAAUUGGCACAAAACGGAACCAAAGGAGAGAGGAUGCUGCUCAUAGUGACACCUAUUCCAAACUGAAUCCCAAGAACAGAAGUGAGCCUUAUGGUGAACUCAAACCAACUCAGCAGAAGCGAAGAGGCAAAGGAGGGAAUGACAUUUACCAGGAUCUGAGUGCAGCUACACAAGACACAUACAACCAACUGCAAUUGCAGCCAUUACCAGCUGUGCCUCCACCCCCUCGUCGCUGAGAUUCUGUGAUUGUUACUGCAAUACCAAGACAACCAAGAGUGGAAAGCCUUUAGGAAUAACUCAAUUCCACUAGCACAAAAGUUAAUGCUAAUCUGGAAAUUGUUCCCAACAAUAUUACUUUCUUGCAAAAUCCAUUUUUUAAAAAUUUGCAUUAUUCUUAAAAGAAAAUCACUGUAAAAGAAGUAGCCUACAGUAACUGUGCCAGCACCUGCAAGCUUACUUGCCUCUGUGGAUCAUAUUGUGCUGGUCGAAGCUUUUCAGGUAAUAUGAAAAAGAUAGGCUAAGCCUACACGAAUGUUUGAAAGUUAUAUUUUUGUUGCAUUUUUGCAUAGAUCAUAAUGAAAUGCUAUGCUAUACUGGAGCUGAAAGUAUUUAAAAUAAAGGAAACAAAUAUGUCCAAAUGGAAAUAGGCAUUUUAAAAGCUAAACAGCUUCUAACAAUGCAAAAUGUAAAGAAAUGGCAUCGAAACAGAAUUUGGGCUUUCAAUCCAUUUAUGAAAACCAGUUGAAAUCCAAUCUGAACGUGCAUUUUUGGAAUAGUUGAGUAUUAAAACAAUUAUACAGACAAAGAACAAUGUAAAUAUUAUAAAUGCAAAGUAACACGAUUUUUUCAGUUGUAAACAUUUUUCUAUCUAGCAAUUGAAUUAAUUUACUUCAAUGAGAUUGUAUGAGUUUCGAUGAUAUUGUCUGAGAAUAGGUUUUUAGAUGUUACAUUGCACAUUCUAGGCUCACUUUUCUUGUUGCAACAAAGUAAAGCACUUGGGCUGAGAGGCAAAACAUAUUUUAUAAAAGUCCUCUAAAUUUUAAUUUAGCUAAAUACAAAAUAGGUCACCAUGACAUGGUGCUAAGCAAAUGACUUCAGCGUUGCUCAGUUUCUUAAAAAACAUUUUGGAAUUCAUUUGGAGCCAAAGUUCCUAAUAAGUUUUUAGUCAGAAGCAAAGCUUUAAGCAUUAAUUUUAAUUCCACUCACUGUUCCAACAUUUAGACUUUGAACUUGGCUUACAACAUUAAAAAAUAUACAGGCAACACAUUUUUAAAUAAAUUUAUGUUUACUUAAAAUUAGUUGAUAAAUUAUCAGGGAAACUAAAAAAUGCGGAAAAAUAAUAUGAAUAAAGUCUUUGUAAUCACCCAAGUGCUUUUCAGGGUUGUCUGUCUUUAUUGUAUACGUAUUUUCUGCCACUCAUGGGAACUUUGGCCAAUUUUUGUAGUUGUUGCCCAUGUAUUCAAUACAGGAAAUGCAAUGACUACUUAGCUCGUGUCUUUUUUUUACAUAACGAGUUAUGAGGAUCUGAAACGCACUGCUGAAAAGGGCAGUGCAAGCAGAUUCAAUUGUGACUUUCAAAAGUAAAAUGGAAAAGUUUGCAAGUCUAUGGGGAAAGAUCAGGGAAGUGGGACUGACAUCUUUUGGCUAUCUCCAUUUAUCACUGGCCCUCUAUCCAGCUCUACUUGUCCCACCCCCACUUAAACCAGCUUAUAUUUCACCUCUUCUAUUUUUCCUUAGUUCUGUUGAAGCGUCAUACGGACUCGAAACGUUAACCGUGUUCUCUCCGCAGAUGCUGUCAGACCUGCUGAGUUUUUCCCAGGUAUUUUCCUUUUUCUUUAGGGAAGUGGGACUAAUUGAUUAGCUCUUUCAAAGAGCUGCUACAGGAUAGAAUAGGCUGAGAUUGUUUCCUUUGGAACAGAGGAAGCUAAGGGGAGAUUUAAUUGAGGUGCAUUCGGGACCUAGGUAGAGUGGAUAGGAAGGGACCUAUUUCUCUUGACAGAGAAGUCAAUAACCAGAGACAUUAAUUUAAAAUAAUUGGUGGAAGCAUUAGAGGAGGGUUGAGCAAAUUUUUUUUCAGCAAGAGGGAGGUGAGAGUCUGGAGCUCACUGCCUGAAAGGGUGGUAGGGCAGAAGUCCUCAUUGCAUUUAAACAAUACUUCAAUACGCACUUGAAGUGCUGUAGCCUACAGGCUGCAGACCAAGAACUGGAAAGUGUGAUUAGGUCGGAUAGGUCUUUUUCAGUCGGUUUCGACACGAUGGGCUGAACGGCCUCCUUCUGUGCUUUAAAAUUCAAUGAUUAUUAUGGUCACAUUAAAGAUUAAAAUGAAUUUACUUAUUCAACUUCAGUUUUUGCUUCAGGGUAACAUUUUCAAAAGAAGUAACUGACUUAACUACAGUUACUACUAAUUACUUUAAUGCCCUGUUUUAGACAUUUUUUAAAAUUUACCAUUCUAAAAAUAACAUCCUGGUUGUUUUAUAAAACAGCUUCCUUUGUUUCCCAAUAAUUACAGCAAUUAAACCAAGUCCACCAUAACCUUAGCAUUGUCUUUUCAAUACUCAGUAAAAAGAUCUUUGUAAAGCCAUAUAUCCAUGAACAAAUCAAAGAUCUAUUCAUAACUAAAUGAAUGCAUAGGCAGAUCGAGAAAGUCGGAGCGAUUAGUUUAUUGUUUGGAAAUAAAUGGACAGCCUGAACAUCUAUAAAUGGUGAAAUUAACAGAAAAAUUUCAUUCUUAGGAAAUGCAACACCUCAUCUGAUAAUUACAAUUUAAACAAGCAUUCCAGGAUGCUAUUUGUUAACUUAUUUUGAAUGUGGGCCUAACUGAUGUGAGAUAUGAUUAAUUUCUUGCUUUGUUUUGCAGUUGCUUAAAGAAAAUUUUAGUCAUUGUUAAUUUUCGUUUUAUGUAUUUAAGAUGUUUUGUCUGUAAUGCUUGUCAACUUUUCUGUAUUAAAAAAGGUAGCCAUCAA